CCCACAGUUCAGAGCCACCCGACCUCACAUCCAUCAUCUCUCUCUCUCCUCAAGAAACACCAAGCACACCCCAUUGCUGCCCUCACUUUCUCACUUUCUCUCUUUCUCUCUUUCACCUUCUCUUUCUUCUCUUUCUCAAUUUCAUUUUCUUUUCUCUUUCUCUCUCUCUCCCCCUCACUCUGUCUUUUGUUCGUUCUCUUCCUCUCCAACUUUCUUUUUAUUCUUAUUGACUCAUUCUCAUCACACUUGUCUCUAUUUGUCUUUCUUUCCCCCCCAAUAAAACUAAAAUAAUUCAUAUUCUCACUCAUCUUUAAUAACAAAUUCAACUAAUACAUAUGCAAACAUGGCUGCUUCAGUAGAUACCUUCAACGGCCCACAAACGCUUCAACAGAAGCAUAAUCAACGCUCUUCUCAAUGGAGCAAGCGUACUGUCCCUAGUCCUGCAUUAGCCCUAGCUUCUUUGCGGACGUCUUUCUCUCGAACAUCUGAGAGCAAAAAUAACAGCAAGAGCACCAGACAUUCAACCUCCACCCCAUCACCACCCUCCUCCGCAUCCUCUAUCGAGGAAGCUAAACACUACAGCAACAGAAAGAAAAUCGACUCGGGUAUUGACCUGCAGACCAUCUCUCCCACUAAAUUGCACACGAUUAGAAAUGGUCCCGCUGAUGAUUCAGAGGGUGGCUACUUCGAUAUCCUAGACAAGUACUGUCACUCGGAUGAGGAUCCAACCUCACCCUCUACUGCCUCACCAACCACGCCUUUUUCCUCCGGCCAUGGAUGGUCGGAUAUUCGUUCACCACAACCGCCAACACCUCCUGUCAGCUCUAAUAAACAUCAGCAACAUCAACAGCAACAACCUCAGAAAACCUCUGUACCUGUUCCUCCUCCGAGGAGAACUCCUCUCAGAAGCUCAUCGGCCCCAGUGCUUGAUUCUACUUCAGGCGCGCAGAACUACAACAAACCCAGCUACAGCCCAAUGCUCGCAGCCUCUGCACGGUUCAAUGCUUAUCUGCAAUCAACCUCAAACAGGAACAGCCACGACUCAUUACCUCUCAGCUAUAGUUUUAAUCAUAACCUGCAGAACAUUAAUGCGUAUUCGUCAUCCAACCAAUCAUCGCCAACGACAAGUUUGCGCUCAAAAAGACCUAUUCCUACACCAGGGACGAGUAUCACUACCCUUCCCACUUCUUCGCCCAGCCUUUCCGGAACCUCAAAUCCCUCGUCUCAGGGUGUUGGUCGCGAAUCUAGACCCGAGACCCCUGCCAAAGACAAUUCCAGAGCUCUAUUGAAUGCACCAAACCAGUAUGAUAUCGCCAACAGCAGUAACCCACAGUUACCUCUGCAAAGCCAACAGCAACCUUUGAACCAUUUCUCGACCGUAGUCGAAGAAACUAUGAGACGAAACAAAACUACUUCCGUAUCCAGUUCCAUGUCAUCUUCAGGGGUGACAGAAGGACUAAUGACAGUCAAUCCAUAUGCGGACAAUGCAAUGUCGACACCAACAUCACAGCGUGGACGAAGCAAUUCGGAUCAGACUCAGAAAGGUUUCAUAUCAGGGCAUCCAAGAGGGGAUCGGUAUUACAUGAGCGAUCCGCAUUUUGGUCGUGGUCAGGGAGAGCAGUCCUACUUCAGAUCGAGUCAGUCAUGUCUCUCACCUUCAUCCCCUGUGCCAUCGGCUUCUUCGUCUGCUUCAUCGCCAGUGACACCUUCCGAAAUGCUAUUUCGCCGAUUCGAUGAUCGCACACGAACUCUCAGCCAGAGUUCAUUGUUGACUCCGAAGUCAACAGCCUCAAAGUAUGCUGCCGCUCUACCUCCGGGCACAAAGUCAGCACUGGUCAAGAAACCUCCAUCACCCUUCGGUCGUCCACGGUCCAAAGAUGGUGUUCUAGCCGCAGCCGCAGCCCUGAAUCCUGAUGGGUCUGUGCGAAAGGUCGUCUUUGGGGAUAUGAUCACGAUUGUAACUGUAGAGCGUGCAGAGGUCCCUCCACCAAUGAAUCCAGCAUUGAGGAAGAAGAAAAAGGAGAAGCUCAAGUUGCGCAAGAAGAAGAAAUCAACCAAGGCAGGGCCACACCCGGAUCCGGAAUACGACUCUGAUUACUAUAAUGAGCCCUAUACCCCAGAGCCGACCGAGGUGGUGGUAACUCAGGCGCCAUGGAUAGGAAAUCCAAAUUACGACGAAGAAAAACAAAACUCGAGCUUUUAUUAUGAUGACAGUGACGAUUACGAUGAAGAUGAUGGUUAUGAGUACGAAGCCCCUGCUGAGUAUAGUGACGAUGAGGAUGAGGAUGAGGAUGAAAGUGAAGAAGAGGUCUCGCCUAAGAAAAAAGGUGGAAUCUUCAAGUUCAAACGUGCAGUCAACCGUCUUCUCCGUAAUUGAACAUCAAAUCAUUGUUGAGAGCAUUUUCGCUCUUUUUUCAUGUGCGAGCCGCAUUUUUAUUAUGUACAGUAUAUUUUUUUUUUGUAAUUAUUAUUAUCGGUUAUAGUCC
Molecule: messenger RNA, 2486 nt
Organism: Lobosporangium transversale
Lineage: Eukaryota; Fungi; Mortierellomycota; Mortierellomycetes; Mortierellales; Mortierellaceae
Exons: 1
Coding region: 344-2377 (677 amino acids)
Source: RefSeq, a predicted model, not a curated record